GAGAAGCUCAAUCAGCUGGAUAACAGAUGCAUCUCAGUAUUGGCCACCACUUUAGCAGGCAUGGACAAAGACAAGAAUGUGAGCGCUCUUCAAGCUGGAUUACAACUACUGGUGGAGCAGCGUGUUCCAGGUAUUAGAGAUGUCUUUAUCCUGCAAAACCUGAUGAAGUGCAUGGGAAGAGAUGCUCCAGUCUUUCUGAAAAAGAAAUUAGAGAUGGCAGUUUUGAAAGACAUACAUCAUCUGACCUUCCCGAAUGCACAGCGCCUGUUUUUGGCUCUUGUUGCAAUGAAUUAUUGUUCCUUUCCAAUCCUGAAUGCCUGCAGUGAAAAGAUCCAAGAGAACAUCCACGAUGCCUCAAUCAGGCAGUUAACUCUCAUCCUGGAAGCUUGCUACAGUCUCCAGUACCGUAACGUCAAACUGUUCUCAGCAUUUGCAGACUAUGUUCAGUCUACUGCCUGCCUUUGGGACAAAAAACAGAUUAUCCAUUUUCUUUCUGCCUUCGAGACACUUGGCUUUCAGCCUAGUGAGCUGAUGGGGACUUUUGCUGAGAAGGUGAUAGAAGACCCUGAAUUCCUCAACUUGAAAAAUCUUCUGGUUGUUAUGCGAGUGUAUUCAAGACUCAACUAUGUUCCCAGAGACAAAAAACAUCAGUUUUUUGAGACUCUUGAGAGCUGCUUGAAUAAGUACCUCCCUCAGAUUUCCAACACCGACCUGCUGAAGGCAGCGUAUUCACUCUGCAUCUUAGGAUGUCUUCCUCGUCGUGCACUUGAUGAGCUGCUGCAGAGGGACAGCAAGGAUGAACUUCAGCUCUCAGAUGACCUGCACAAAGAGCAGAAGGCAGUGAUGCUGCGCUGUGUGAGAGCCUGCAUGGAGCUCGACAGCCCUUCCUUCACAACACCUGUAUUUGCACCCACUGAGAACUUCUCACUGGUGUCUCUUAACCUCAGGAAGGCUCGAGAGGCUCUGGUAGAACUUCUGGGAGAUGAGAGCAUGUUCCGGCAGAACGUUCAGCUGCCAUAUAAAUACCACAUUGAUUUUGAAAUCAGAAUGGAUUCAGACACAAAGAAAGUGCUUCCAGUAACAGCAGCAGAUGAUCAGCCUGACUCAAGUGUUCAAAGGUUGGCUUUUCUCUUUGUUCCUCUGUCUGCUUUCUGUGUGGGCACAACACACCCCCGGGGGAAGCUGGAAAUGAAGAAGAGGCAUCUAAAUAAACUGGGCUAUCAUGUGAUUCUGGUCCCCAACAAGAAGUUUCAGGAGAUGGAAAAGGAAGAUGCAGUUGAGUUUUUAAAAGGAAAAAUUUAUUCAGAAAAUGCUUCCCAUUUUUCUGAAGUGACUGUGCAGGAUAAUAAUUAA
Merops nubicus (carmine bee-eater) is the source of this 1353-nucleotide messenger RNA. RefSeq names its product FAST kinase domains 2 (gene FASTKD2). NCBI's taxonomy places the organism in Eukaryota, Metazoa, Chordata, Aves, Coraciiformes, Meropidae. Gene Ontology annotation, cellular component: ribonucleoprotein granule; mitochondrial matrix. Gene Ontology annotation, biological process: mitochondrial RNA processing; regulation of mitochondrial mRNA stability. Gene Ontology annotation, molecular function: RNA binding. The transcript has 10 exons. The annotation marks the transcript as partial. The record is from RefSeq and is a predicted model, not a curated record.